Molecule: messenger RNA, 2585 nt
Organism: Stegastes partitus (bicolor damselfish)
Lineage: Eukaryota; Metazoa; Chordata; Actinopteri; Pomacentridae
Product: zinc finger BED domain-containing protein 1-like
Exons: 3
Coding region: 227-2119 (630 amino acids)
Molecular function (GO): DNA binding; protein dimerization activity
Source: RefSeq, a predicted model, not a curated record
CACGAUUAAUCGAAUCGCAAUCGUAAUCGCGAUGUCAUGCUGUGCAAUUAUGUAAUCGCAUAAAAGACUGCGAUUUGCGAUUUUGUAAACAAAUACAGAAGUACAAUGAACGGGACUAUCUCCCGUGUGGUGUGGAGCACGGUGACGCCACAGCCACACUGUGCGCAGCUGCAGGUAUAGUCACGUGACUACCCGGCUUUCAGCAGAGCAGAGCAGAGCAGCCAACAUGGACGCUGAGGAGGAAGAAGCACAGUUGGUAGCAAAAAAAAAUGCUAAUUCAAUUAUAUGGCGAUACUUCGGAUUCAGGUACGAAGACACUGAACAGCAAGAUGUGGUGUGUAAAACAUGCAAAGGUAAAGUCACUACGUCCCGCGGCAAUACCACCAAUUUGUAUCAACACCUGAAACACCACAAAGAAAAACACCAAGAAUGCAUGCUAAUGAAAGCCCAACAAAGUAAGGUGAAAGAUGCAACUGAAAAACGCCUGAAACGACCACAACAACGAACAAUUACGGAUACAUUUGCAGGUGUCACACCAUACGAAAGUACCUCAAAAAGACACAGGGAAAUUACUGACUCCAUAACACACUAUUUGGCACGAGACAUGGUGCCGAUUUAUACAGUUAACAAGGAGGGAUUUCAAAAAAUGAUCCACACGCUGGACAGGAGAUAUCGGCUACCCUCGCGGAACUUUUUCUCCCAGACCGCCAUCCCCGAGCUCUACAAUAAACGGCGGAGUGAGGUUCAAAUGGAAAUGGCCACAGUCAAGUUUUAUUCGACAACAACGGACUUGUGGUCAAGCAGGACCAUGGAACCAUAUCUUAGCUUGACCGUCCACUUUAUUGAUGAUGACUUCGAGCUAAGAAGCCGGUGCCUGCAAACAUCAUAUUUUCCCCAGGACCACACGGGAGAGAAUAUCGCUUCGGGUCUGAAAGAGGCUUUGGCAGCGUGGGGGCUGUGUGAGGAACGUCAGGUUAUCAUAACUACAGACAACGCUAGCAACGUCAUAAAGGCUGUGGAGCUUAAUGAGUGGCAAAGAUUCCACUGUUUUGGCCAUAGACUCCAUCUGGCUAUUGAAAAUGCUGUAAAAAGUGAAGCUCAUCGAACCCACAAGGCUAUUGGAACAUGCAGGAAGCUUGUGGGCCACUUUUCCCAUAGCUGGAAGAAAAGAGAAGCUUUAAGGGAGGCACAGAGGGAGCUCAACCUCCCAGAACAUGCCAUGGUGACAGACUGCCAAACACGAUGGGGGUCUACACAGAAGAUGAUAUCAAGAAUCCUGGAACAACAACGUGCCUUGACCAAGGUUCUGUCUACUGACCGCAAAGCACGACAGCUGCUGCCCUCAUGGCAAGACCUGGAUGUCCUGGAAUCCAUGAACAGGGCUCUCAGCCCUCUGCAGGACUUCACGGAUGCAUUGUCAGCUGAGCAGUAUGUAAGCAUAUCAUACCUGAAACCCAUUCUCCAUAUUCUGAACACCUCUGUACUGGCCGAAGACGAAGAGGACACCGACCUUACCAAGUCACUGAAAGCUAAAAUCCUAAGAUACCUCAAUGAAAAAUAUGAAGUUACACAGGCCCUGCUGAACAUUACAACAUUCCUUGAUCCAAGGUUCAAAGCAAAAUACAUGAGCACAGAGGAGACGAGGACCAUAAAGGAACGAGUGGUCUCUGAGGUGGUGGAAAUUCACCAGCAGCAGCCUGAACCUCAGCGCACCAUGGUGAUGGAGGAUAGUCCAGAUUUGGACAAUUCACCACCUGCAGCUAAAGCUAAGAAGAAAACUUUAGCCAGUUUCUUCCAGAACAGCACAUGCAUGCCAUCAACAACAUCAACGCCAACUACCUUUUUGGUACAGUGUAGGGAUGCAGUGACUACUGAACUCACCACAUACACUUACAUGCCUGCUGUAGUUCCUGAAGAAGAUCCACUGAAAUGGUGGAAGCAUCACAAAAUAAAUUUCCCUUUGCUGUCCAAACUAGCUCAGAAAUAUCUCUGCAUACAAGCAACAAGCUCUGCGUCAGAGAGAGCUUUCAGUGCGAGCGGUAAUGUUGUAUCAGCCCAUCGCUCCUGUCUGAAACCAGAAAAGGUGGAUAUGUUGGUUUUUUUAUCAAAGAACCUCUGAAGUGGUGGUAGUUGUACCCUUUUACAAAGUGGAAGAAAAACAUGCUCAUUUAAGAACAAAUGUACAGUGGUGACAUUUUUAUUGCUUUUGGUUUGAUUGACUUUUUUACUUUUAGAGAAAGUUGUAAUGGGAUACAAAUUAUAGCCCAUUUUGAAAUUUAACCACUGAUUUUUGUUACACUCCUCUUUAAUGUCAUUUUUUGAAGAUUCAAAAUGUCUUAUUUAAUGAGUAUUUUGUAUUAUUUUAUUGUUGUUGUACUACAUGUUAAGAGAAAGGCCUCCACAGGCCUUCAAGUUAUAAUGUAAAGUAACACAACCUUUGCACUUUGAAGGAAUGCCUUUAUGUUAAGAAAUAGGCAUUUGUCUCUGUUUGAAUUUUGCAGAAGUGAGUUUGAGUUUACAAAUUUGCAAAAAUACCUUUAUUUUCAAACUUUUAUUUUUUGAUAUAAGUUAUUUGGGGAAAAAAU